AAUCCUGACCAUACGAGCUAACAAAACAAACCUUAACCCACCACCAUCUCCAUGGCGGUUUCCAGUUAUAGGAAACCUUUACCAGCUAAGUCUAAAUCCUCACCGCUCUCUCUGUUCCCUCAGCCUUCACUAUGGGCCACUAAUGCUCCUUCACUUUGGCCGUGUCCCCAUCCUUGUUGUCUCAUCCGCUGACUAUGCUCAUGAAGUCUUGAAAUCACACGACAUAAAAUUUUCUAAUAGGCCAAAAUCAAGAGUGGCCCAGAAACUUUUUAAUGGUGGGAGAGAUUUGGCCUUGGCCCCCUACGGAGAAUAUCGGAGGCACUUUAAGGCAGAGCAUAUGCGUUAUGAAUCUACUUAGCAACAAAACGGUACGGUCGUUUGGGAAUAUAAGAGAAGAAGAGAUCAACGUGAUGAUUCGGAAACUUGAGAAGGCCAGUUCCUCCUCUUCCCCAGUUAAUCUAAGCGAAAUCCUCAUGACUCUUACAAAUGAUGUAAUGACUAGAGUUGUUUUGGGAAGAAAAUAUAGCAGCGAGGAAGGCGGCAAAAAUUCAAAGAACAUAGUAAGGAGAUUGAUGGAGCUAAUGGGCGCUUUCCCUAUCGGUGAAUACAUUCCUAGUUUGGCAUGGAUAGACAAGAUCCGAGGUUUCGAUAAGAAAGUGGAGACAGUAAAAAAUGAGAUCCGUAGUUUUUUGGAAAAGGUGGUGGAAGAACAUGUUGAUGCAGAGGAAAACAGAUCAGACUUCACUGAUAUGUUGCUUUCUAUUCAAAAAGAUAAAACGACGCCUAUCAAGCUUGACAGAACCGCUUUGAAAAACCUUCUGUUGAAAAACAUUUGA
This is a messenger RNA of Camelina sativa (false flax), 836 nucleotides long. The record is from RefSeq and is a predicted model, not a curated record. Lineage: Eukaryota; Viridiplantae; Streptophyta; Magnoliopsida; Brassicales; Brassicaceae.